UUAUUGCGAAACGCGGAAGGAAUCAUCUUUACUAUUGCCAAUUACAGCAUCUUUCUUUCCUCUGGAUUGGAGCUUCGUCGUCUCCCCUGCAUCUGCAUGCUGUGGUGGAUCUGAGAUCCAAAAGCUUUGGUUGAAGAAGAUUGGGUACAUACAUCUCAAACACACCAUCAGCACCAACUACUCCAUUUCUUCUUAUUAUUAGUCUCUUCUCUAUAUUUUCCCUUCGAUUUUUACUUUACGAGAAGACCUACUCACCUCUCUCUUCUGUCUCACCAGCUGCUUCAGACGAGGACAGGAGGAAAUUGAUUAUGGCAAACAUCAUAGCGGAUGCAUGUGUGGGGAAGAUUUACGAUUUGAUUGCAGAUCACGUGAUUAAAAACGUCAAGCGCCAUGUGGCCUAUGUGAUUCGAUACAAGGACAAGGUCCAGGAACUCGAACAAAAAAAUACGGAGCUCAGUGAAAAAAAGGAGAGAAUCCAGGAAAUGGUGGAUCGAGAGACAAACUGUGGGAGAGUCAUUAUACCUGCGGUCUCCAGUUGGCUAGAGAAACUAGUACAGAUGGAAGCAGGCAUCGCCAACCUCCCGCAACAAGAAAACGAAGAAUCCUUCAAGUGUUUUAAGGGCUGCAUGUGUCCCAACUUAACGUGGCGUUACAAGAGGGGUAAGGAAGCUGAUAAGAGGAAGUCGAAGCUCGAUGAACUGAUAAAGAAGGGCGACGAACUAAAGGAUUCGCCAGUGGCACGCUAUACAUCUUUCCAAUGGGAGCCGGAAUUUGAUUCUUCUCAGUAUUACACCAUGUUUAGCUCAAGAGCUUCAGUUGUUGACGACAUCAAGAAUGCUUUGAAGGAUUCUAACGUUGACAUGAUUGGGGUCCAUGGGCCUGGUGGAGCUGGGAAGACGACAAUGGUGAAAGAGGUUGCCAAAGAAGCUAAGAAACUAGGCAUUUUUGAUAAGAUUGUGAUUGCAGUUGUGUCUAAAGAUCCAAACAUCUCAAAACUACAAGAAGAUAUUGCAACCCAAUUGGAUCUCGAGUAUAAACAAAAAAGUGAGUUAGGAAGAGCAGAUGAGCUACGAAAGGCAUUGUUAAACGGGAAAAGAAAGAUACUGGUAACAUUGGAUGACCUUUGGCAAGUACUACACUUGAGAAAAAUUGGAAUUCCUAAUUCGGGCCUUGGCGAUAAAGGUUGCAAAAUUUUGCUAACCUCGCGUGACGAAGGUGUCUUCAAAGGGAUGAGCGUUCAUUCAACAUUUUCCAUUGGGUACUUGGAGCCGGAAGAAGCAUGGGAGUUGUUUAAAAAGGUGACGGAAGAAUAUUUUGGAGUUGAUGAAUUCAUAGCAAGAAAGGUAUGCGAGAAAUGUGCAGGUCUGCCUAUUGCUAUAGUUGCAGUUGGAGCUGCAUUAAAGGGCGAGGAAGAGUUUGAGUGGCAAAAUGCACUUGACGAAUUAGAGAAGUCCUCCGUAAAAUACAUUGAAGGACAAGGAGUUGAACAGGAGGGUUAUACCCCCUUGAAGUGGAGCUAUGAUUUUCUAAAAGACGAGGGUGCAAAGUCGUGCUUCUUGCUCUGCUGUUUGUUUGAAGAAGAUGCUGAGAUUUCUAUUGAUGACUUGGUUAGAUGGAGCUUUGCCUCGGGGUUCCUUGGAAGAAUGGAUACGCUGGAAGUUGCAAGAAUUAAAGUACAAAGCAUGGUUAAUAGGCUGAAAAAGUCAUGCUUGUUGCUAAAUGGAGCACAAAGGAAUUUUGUUAAAAUGCAUGACGUUAUUCGUGACCUUGCAAUUUCUAUCACAAAGGAGAAGCAAGCAGAACAAAGCGGUGGUCAAGAUUGGCCAGAGAAUAAUGCCUGGAAACAUUACCCAGCAAUGAUCAAUGAUGACAUCAUUCAUUUUCCUUGCGAUGUGUUCCAUUGUCCACUAAUGCAUACCCUUGCGUUGAAGCGUGGAAAAUCUUCACUUAAAAUUCCAAAUGAUUUCUUUCCAGGCAUGGAGGAGGCAAGAGUUUUAGCUCUGGAAGACAUGAUGGUGGACCUCCCAUCACUAGUUUUGGAGUUGAAUCAUCUUCGAAUGUUAGAGCUAAACAAUUGCCAAUUAUUAGGAGGCCCGUCUACAAUUCAUUAUCUGAAGAAUCACAUUGAGAUACUUAACUUUAAGGGAUAUAUGAUAGAGGAGUUGCCACAAGAGAUUGGAGAAUUGAUCCGUUUGCGGUCCUUGGAUAUGAGAGAGUGCACAAGUCUAAAGGUGAUUCCAAAGGGUGUGAUAUCCAAAUUGAUCAAUCUAGAAGAAUUGUAUGUUUCACCCAACUUUAAGAAAUGGGAAACUACUAUAUAUGGUGGGGGAAUGAGCAAUGCGAACAUUGCUGAGCUGAAAUCUUUGUCUCGAUUAACAGUUUUACAUGUUGGAAUUUCGGGAGAAAGUUUCACGAUUAUGAUGCAAGAAUGCCCCAACUUAUUUAAGAAAUUGAGUAAUUUUGCCAUAUUUAUAGGCGACAGUUAUAGUAAAAGUAAUCGAUCCCCAAAUGUUUUGGAAAUUGAUGGUAUUCACCAUAUAGAUGAGUUUCAUCUCUUGAUGGACAAAGUUGAAGAGUUGAGGUUGUCUAAUAUUCAAGACAUGAGAUAUCUACUUGGCAAGCCACAACGACACUUUACACUAAGUGACGGGAGAUCUUUUACUUUUAGAAAAUUAACCUAUUUAAAAAUUUCUGAAUGUAAUAGUAGUAAAUAUCUCUUUUCCCCAUCCUUUGCCAGAACACUCCAACAACUCCAAACACUAAAAGUACAAGAUUGUAGCAAAAUGGAACAAAUAAUUGGAGUAGGAGAUCAUUAUCAUGAAGAGGAAGUCGUUACUGAUGAGGCAAUUAUUUUCAGUCGGUUGAGAAAGAUGCAUUUGAAAGAACUUCCACAAUUUAGAAGCUUUUGCCUCAAAAUGCAGAAGACAACAAUUGAGGGAAACCCUUCAAAUUGGACUACACCAGGAGAUUCUAUCUUUAAUGAAGAGGUUUCUUUUCCCCUCUUAGAGGAUUUGGAAAUUAAUGAGUUACCAGUGAAAGCAAUUUGGAACAAGCAAAUGAUCCAAUCCUCAGAAGGAUCAAACAAUGCAUCUUUCUCUCAACUGAAGAAUGUCAAAGUAACUCAUUGUCGUAAUCUGGUAAAUGUGUUCCCCUCAAAUAUUCUCCCACAACUGCAAAAAUUGGAGACAUUACAGGUUCAGAGCUGUCCUUCUUUGACAUCAUUAGUAUCAGAGGCAAUGGGAGAAGGAGUGACCGAUGAUGGUAUGAUUAAGUUCUACAAAUUAAAUAAUUUGAUUCUUGUAGAUUUGCCAGAUCUCGAAAGCUUUUAUCAGUCCAAGUUUGAAACAUCACAUUUAUUUAAUGACCAGGUUUCUUUUCCCCUCUUAAAGAAUUUGAAAAUUAAUGAGUUAUCAAUGAAAGCUAUUUGGAAUAAGCAAACGAUCCAAUCCUCAGAAGGCUCAAACAAUGCAUCUUGUUCUCAACUGAAAAAUGUCGAAGUAACUCAAUGUCAUAAUCUGGUAAAUGUUUUCCCCUCAAAUAUGCUCCCACAAUUACAAAAAGUGGAGACAUUACGUGUUUGGAGCUGUCAUUCUUUGACAUCGCUAGUGUUAGAGGCAAGGGGAGAAGGAGUGACCGAUGAUUGUAUGAUUAAGUUCUGCAAAUUAGAAGAAUUGAUUCUUGUAGAUUUGCCAGAUCUCGAAAGCUUUUAUCAGUCCAAGUUUGAAACAUCACAUUUAUUUAAUGACCAGGUUUCUUUUCCCCUCUUAGAGGAUUUGGAAAUUAAUGAGUUACCAGUGAAAGUUAUUUGGAACAAGCAAACGAUCAAAUCCUCAGAAGGAUCAAACAAUGCAUCUUUUUCUCAACUGAAGAAUGUCAAAGUAACUCAUUGUCGUAAUCUGGUAAAUGUGUUCCCCUCAAAUAUUCUCCCACAACUGCAAAAAUUGGAGACAUUACAGGUUCAGAGCUGUCCUUCUUUGACAUCAUUAGUAUCAGAGGCAAUGGGAGAAGGAGUGACCGAUGAUGGUAUGAUUAAGUUCUACAAAUUAAAUAAUUUGAUUCUUGUAGAUUUGCCAGAUCUCGAAAGCUUUUAUCAGUCCAAGUUUGAAGCAUCACAUUUAUUUAAUGACCAGGUUUCUUUUCCCCUCUUAAAGAAUUUGAAAAUUAAUGAGUUAUCAAUGAAAGCUAUUUGGAAUAAGCAAACGAUCCAAUCCUCAGAAGGCUCAAACAAUGCAUCUUGUUCUCAACUGAAAAAUGUCGAAGUAACUCAUUGUCAUAAUCUGGUAAAUGUUUUCCCCUCAAAUAUGCUCCCACAAUUACAAAAAGUGGAGACAUUACGUGUUCGGAGCUGUCAUUCUUUGACAUCGCUAGUGUCAGAGGCAAGGGGAGAAGGAGUGACCGAUGAUGGUAUGAUUAAGUUCUACAAAUUAAAUAAUUUGAUUCUUGUAGAUUUGCCAGAUCUCGAAAGCUUUUAUCAGUCCAAGUUUGAAACAUCACAUUUAUUUAAUGACCAGGUUUCUUUUCCCCUCUUAAAGAAUUUGAAAAUUAAUGAGUUAUCAAUGAAAGCUAUUUGGAAUAAGCAAACGAUCCAAUCCUCAGAAGGCUCAAACAAUGCAUCUUGUUCUCAACUGAAAAAUGUCGAAGUAACUCAAUGUCAUAAUCUGGUAAAUGUUUUCCCCUCAAAUAUGCUCCCACAAUUACAAAAAGUGGAGACAUUACGUGUUCGGAGCUGUCAUUCUUUGACAUCGCUAGUGUUAGAGGCAAGGGGAGAAGGAGUGACCGAUGAUUGUAUGAUUAAGUUCUGCAAAUUAGAAGAAUUGAUUCUUGUAGAUUUGCCAGAUCUCGAAAGCUUUUAUCAGUCCAAGUUUGAAACAUCACAUUUAUUUAAUGACCAGGUUUCUUUUCCCCUCUUAGAGGAUUUGGAAAUUAAUGAGUUACCAGUGAAAGUUAUUUGGAACAAGCAAACGAUCAAAUCCUCAGAAGGAUCAAACAAUGCAUCUUUUUCUCAACUGAAGAAUGUCAAAGUAACUCAUUGUCGUAAUCUGGUAAAUGUGUUCCCCUCAAAUAUUCUCCCACAACUGCAAAAAUUGGAGACAUUACAGGUUCAGAGCUGUCCUUCUUUGACAUCAUUAGUAUCAGAGGCAAUGGGAGAAGGAGUGACCGAUGAUGGUAUGAUUAAGUUCUACAAAUUAAAUAAUUUGAUUCUUGUAGAUUUGCCAGAUCUCGAAAGCUUUUAUCAGUCCAAGUUUGAAGCAUCACAUUUAUUUAAUGACCAGGUUUCUUUUCCCCUCUUAAAGAAUUUGAAAAUUAAUGAGUUAUCAAUGAAAGCUAUUUGGAAUAAGCAAACGAUCCAAUCCUCAGAAGGCUCAAACAAUGCAUCUUGUUCUCAACUGAAAAAUGUCGAAGUAACUCAUUGUCAUAAUCUGGUAAAUGUUUUCCCCUCAAAUAUGCUCCCACAAUUACAAAAAGUGGAGACAUUACGUGUUCGGAGCUGUCAUUCUUUGACAUCGCUAGUGUCAGAGGCAAGGGGAGAAGGAGUGACCGAUGAUGGUAUGAUUAAGUUCUACAAAUUAAAUAAUUUGAUUCUUGUAGAUUUGCCAGAUCUCGAAAGCUUUUAUCAGUCCAAGUUUGAAACAUCACAUUUAUUUAAUGACCAGGUUUCUUUUCCCCUCUUAAAGAAUUUGAAAAUUAAUGAGUUAUCAAUGAAAGCUAUUUGGAAUAAGCAAACGAUCCAAUCCUCAGAAGGCUCAAACAAUGCAUCUUGUUCUCAACUGAAAAAUGUCGAAGUAACUCAAUGUCAUAAUCUGGUAAAUGUUUUCCCCUCAAAUAUGCUCCCACAAUUACAAAAAGUGGAGACAUUACGUGUUCGGAGCUGUCAUUCUUUGACAUCGCUAGUGUUAGAGGCAAGGGGAGAAGGAGUGACCGAUGAUUGUAUGAUUAAGUUCUGCAAAUUAGAAGAAUUGAUUCUUGUAGAUUUGCCAGAUCUCGAAAGCUUUUAUCAGUCCAAGUUUGAAACAUCACAUUUAUUUAAUGACCAGGUUUCUUUUCCCCUCUUAGAGGAUUUGGAAAUUAAUGAGUUACCAGUGAAAGUUAUUUGGAACAAGCAAACGAUCAAAUCCUCAGAAGGAUCAAACAAUGCAUCUUUUUCUCAACUGAAGAAUGUCAAAGUAACUCAUUGUCGUAAUCUGGUAAAUGUGUUCCCCUCAAAUAUUCUCCCACAACUGCAAAAAUUGGAGACAUUACAGGUUCAGAGCUGUCCUUCUUUGACAUCAUUAGUAUCAGAGGCAAUGGGAGAAGGAGUGACCGAUGAUGGUAUGAUUAAGUUCUACAAAUUAAAUAAUUUGAUUCUUGUAGAUUUGCCAGAUCUCGAAAGCUUUUAUCAGUCCAAGUUUGAAGCAUCACAUUUAUUUAAUGACCAGGUUUCUUUUCCCCUCUUAGAGGAUUUGGAAAUUAAUGAGUUACCAGUGAAAGUUAUUUGGAACAAGCAAACGAUCAAAUCCUCAGAAGGAUCAAACAAUGCAUCUUUUUCUCAACUGAAGAAUGUCAAAGUAACUCAUUGUCGUAAUCUGGUAAAUGUGUUCCCCUCAAAUAUUCUCCCACAACUGCAAAAAUUGGAGACAUUACAGGUUCAGAGCUGUCCUUCUUUGACAUCAUUAGUAUCAGAGGCAAUGGGAGAAGGAGUGACCGAUGAUGGUAUGAUUAAGUUCUACAAAUUAAAUAAUUUGAUUCUUGUAGAUUUGCCAGAUCUCGAAAGCUUUUAUCAGUCCAAGUUUGAAGCAUCACAUUUAUUUAAUGACCAGGUUUCUUUUCCCCUCUUAAAGAAUUUGAAAAUUAAUGAGUUAUCAAUGAAAGCUAUUUGGAAUAAGCAAACGAUCCAAUCCUCAGAAGGCUCAAACAAUGCAUCUUGUUCUCAACUGAAAAAUGUCGAAGUAACUCAUUGUCAUAAUCUGGUAAAUGUUUUCCCCUCAAAUAUGCUCCCACAAUUACAAAAAGUGGAGACAUUACGUGUUCGGAGCUGUCAUUCUUUGACAUCGCUAGUGUCAGAGGCAAGGGGAGAAGGAGUGACCGAUGAUGGUAUGAUUAAGUUCUACAAAUUAAAUAAUUUGAUUCUUGUAGAUUUGCCAGAUCUCGAAAGCUUUUAUCAGUCCAAGUUUGAAACAUCACAUUUAUUUAAUGACCAGGUUUCUUUUCCCCUCUUAAAGAAUUUGAAAAUUAAUGAGUUAUCAAUGAAAGCUAUUUGGAAUAAGCAAACGAUCCAAUCCUCAGAAGGCUCAAACAAUGCAUCUUGUUCUCAACUGAAAAAUGUCGAAGUAACUCAAUGUCAUAAUCUGGUAAAUGUUUUCCCCUCAAAUAUGCUCCCACAAUUACAAAAAGUGGAGACAUUACGUGUUCGGAGCUGUCAUUCUUUGACAUCGCUAGUGUUAGAGGCAAGGGGAGAAGGAGUGACCGAUGAUUGUAUGAUUAAGUUCUGCAAAUUAGAAGAAUUGAUUCUUGUAGAUUUGCCAGAUCUCGAAAGCUUUUAUCAGUCCAAGUUUGAAACAUCACAUUUAUUUAAUGACCAGGUUUCUUUUCCCCUCUUAGAGGAUUUGGAAAUUAAUGAGUUACCAGUGAAAGUUAUUUGGAACAAGCAAACGAUCAAAUCCUCAGAAGGAUCAAACAAUGCAUCUUUUUCUCAACUGAAGAAUGUCAAAGUAACUCAUUGUCGUAAUCUGGUAAAUGUGUUCCCCUCAAAUAUUCUCCCACAACUGCAAAAAUUGGAGACAUUACAGGUUCAGAGCUGUCCUUCUUUGACAUCAUUAGUAUCAGAGGCAAUGGGAGAAGGAGUGACCGAUGAUGGUAUGAUUAAGUUCUACAAAUUAAAUAAUUUGAUUCUUGUAGAUUUGCCAGAUCUCGAAAGCUUUUAUCAGUCCAAGUUUGAAGCAUCACAUUUAUUUAAUGACCAGGUUUCUUUUCCCCUCUUAAAGAAUUUGAAAAUUAAUGAGUUAUCAAUGAAAGCUAUUUGGAAUAAGCAAACGAUCCAAUCCUCAGAAGGCUCAAACAAUGCAUCUUGUUCUCAACUGAAAAAUGUCGAAGUAACUCAUUGUCAUAAUCUGGUAAAUGUUUUCCCCUCAAAUAUGCUCCCACAAUUACAAAAAGUGGAGACAUUACGUGUUCGGAGCUGUCAUUCUUUGACAUCGCUAGUGUCAGAGGCAAGGGGAGAAGGAGUGACCGAUGAUGGUAUGAUUAAGUUCUACAAAUUAAAUAAUUUGAUUCUUGUAGAUUUGCCAGAUCUCGAAAGCUUUUAUCAGUCCAAGUUUGAAACAUCACAUUUAUUUAAUGACCAGGUUAUUUUUCCCAAGAUCGAAUAUCUUUUUUUGGAAAACCUCAACAGCUCAAGAGAGAUACAACUUUGGGAUCUUCUAACUACCACACAAGAACAUCUAGAGAUAGUAAAAGUAGUUGGAUGCCAAGUCUCAACCAAGGUUUCGUCUCAUUAUCAGAAGCGAAGCUUUAAAACGAUCGACAAAUUAUACUUAAAGAAUUGUCAGGGAUUCAAACAUGUUAUUGACGUCAAUGGCACAAUAAGCAUUGGUGAAGAGCAGUUUGUUGAUGUGAAAAUCAUAAAGCUCUAUGACUUACCUGAGUUGGUGCUUCUAUGGAGUAAGAAUUUUCAUGAAAUUGGGUGCCUUCGAAGCUUAGAGUACAUAACUAUCAAAAAUUGUCCCCAACUAAAAAAUCUCUUUACGCAUUUCAUGGCCGCGGCUCUUCAACACUUAAAAAUUCUAUCAGUGACAUCUUGUGAAAUGAUGGAAGAGAUUAUUAUUAUUGAAAAGAAUAAUUUUACAGGGGAAGAGAAGGCAACUCGCCAUAUUGAAUUUCCAAAAUUAAGAGAGUUGAUUCUAUUUGACCUACCAAAUCUCAAAAACUUUUGUAAUGAUGAAAGAUGUUCAUAUAGCUUUUCAUCAUUGCGGAAAAUUAAAGUGAAGGAUUGCCCAAAGAUGAAAACCUUUGCUUCUGGACAUAUUUGCUUGCCCCCGGGGAUGACACAAGCUAUGGUAGGAGAUCAAAAGAUCGAAAUCACAGAUCUUAAUGCAUUUUUUGAACUCAGAAAUGAGGAUAGCAACCACAUGAUGAAAACCAUAUGUACUGGGGAGAUGACUUUGAACACGGGUGAAUAUAACUCUGAUGUUGAUGAUAUUUCUGAGUGAAGAUGACUCUGAAGUUGAUAUUGCAAAGUUAUCCUAAUCUCUUGGCAACAAGGGGUAUUCAAAAGGAUACAUUUUCCAAUUGGAUACUUAAGAGGAGAGGCAUAGACGCUGUUUACCAUGGUGAGGGUAGACGUUGAAGUCGAUCAAUUAGUAGCAGGAAAGGUGUGGACAAAAUAUGGAGGUUUGCCUAUUGCUAUAGCUGCGGUUGGAGUUGCAUUAAAGGGUGAGGAAGCUGAAUGCACUUCACGAAUUAGAGAAUUCCCCCGUGAAAUUCUAGAAGGUGUGAAUGCAAAGUCAUGCUUCUUGCUCUAGUCUUUGUUCGCAGAAGAUGCCAAGAUUUCUUCUAUUGAUGAUUUGGCCAGAUACGGGUUGGCCUUGAGGUUGUUUGGAAAAAUAGAUGCAUCUGAAAAAGCAAGAAUUUAAGUACAAGAUAUGGUUAAUCUCCUGAAAAAUCUUGGUUGUUGCUAAAUGGAAGAGGCAAGAUGCAUGAUGCUA
Diospyros lotus (date-plum) is the source of this 9680-nucleotide messenger RNA. RefSeq lists its product as uncharacterized. The transcript is spliced from 18 exons. Lineage: Eukaryota; Viridiplantae; Streptophyta; Magnoliopsida; Ericales; Ebenaceae. Bases 309 to 9185 code for a protein of 2958 amino acids. Gene Ontology annotation, molecular function: ADP binding. The record is from RefSeq and is a predicted model, not a curated record.